CACAUCAGAAGCGAGAAGUCGUCCAGCGAAUAAUGGCCUUGGGCGCCCUGCUACUGGCCCUAAACGUCGAGGCUGCUGCGGCGAGAAAGUCCUUUUCGCUUGGGAACUGGCGUUUCAAUGAUCCCCACUACUCCAGUGCCCAGUAUGCCAAGAUACUGGCGGAUAAUGGCAUUGGCCACGACCAGGACCCCGCGGAGAAGGGUGCCAGUGCAGGCGCGGUUGCAGCUGCAGGUGCAGAUGGAGUUGAGAGGGGUAUGGGUCCCCUGCAGAUCAAGUACGUCGACUACCAGCCACACUGCGCGUCGGGCGGUGUGCCCGUCUGCGCCACGAAUGGCACGGAUCACUUCUACUUCGAGAACGACUGCCGCUUGGAGGCGCACAACAUGAAGAUGCUGUUCCAGUACGGCACAGAGCUGGAGCCCACGGAGCUGGAGCGAUGCCUGCCAACUUGCCGGACCAUGAAGUGCACGAAGGUCCAGCGGCCCGUCUGUGCCCUGGCCGAGAUCGGAGGAGAAGGCAGCGGCGCUCAGGCACCCAUUACAUUCCCCAAUGAGUGUGAGGUGCGACGGCACGAGUGCCAGAGCAAACAAGCUAUGCGUAUCCUGCAUGCCGGACCCUGCUCUCCGCCCCCAGUCAAGGGCAGGCGCAAGAAGAAGUUGCGCCGCAGCAAGGGAAAGCGGCCAGUAUCCGCAGCAGGAACAGGUACAGAUCGUCCCAAGGUUUAUGUGAUGCUGGCCCAGCCAUUGACAAGGAAAAGCACGACGAGUACGACGACGACAACGAUGCCAGCGAUGCCAACGAUGCCAACGAUGCCGAUCGCCAGCAGUACUGCGACUCCACUGCGAUUCCGUCAGCUGAUUAACUCCGGCAAUCCGAUGGUAUCCGUGUCGCGUGCCAUGGACGCCUACAGUGUCUACAAUAUAGACGAUGUGGGCUACGACUAUGGCGAGAUCACCGACUCGACGCUCUCGCUCUUUGUGCCCGGCGUGGGCCGGGUAACCGAUGCAUAUCCCACCACCACAACGACCACCACAACACCGAAGGCAGAAACGUUGACGCCCAUGCCCAUGCCAGUCAUUACCACGACGACGGCUUCCCCAACCGUGUGGACCAGCAGCACCACCUCCACAUGGAUCACCACCGAAAGCUCGGAGCACAGCAGCAGCAGCACAGCAGCAACCACAGAGGCUUCCGAUAGCCUCAGCUAUGACCCAACCAGCGAUUCAUCUGCAGCGGAUAGAGCAGAGCCACUUUAAGGGAUAAAGAACAUUUAUA
This is a messenger RNA of Drosophila obscura, 1275 nucleotides long. RefSeq names its product mucin-5AC. The transcript is spliced from 2 exons. Lineage: Eukaryota; Metazoa; Arthropoda; Insecta; Diptera; Drosophilidae. Bases 33 to 1256 code for a protein of 407 amino acids. Gene Ontology annotation, molecular function: protein binding. The record is from RefSeq and is a predicted model, not a curated record.